Molecule: messenger RNA, 1742 nt
Organism: Schistocerca cancellata (South American locust)
Lineage: Eukaryota; Metazoa; Arthropoda; Insecta; Orthoptera; Acrididae
Product: serine/arginine repetitive matrix protein 1-like
Exons: 11
Coding region: 27-1742 (571 amino acids)
Source: RefSeq, a predicted model, not a curated record
GCCAGGGCCGGCAACAUUGCUGCGACAUGACGAUGACAGCCAUCUGCUUCGUCUGCAACCUGCCCAUCCUGAGCCACCAGGUGGGGCUCGUCUGGCAGGGUGGCAAUGGCUGGGACGACCUCGUCCGGGAGCAGGUGGAGGAGUCGACGCUGCGUCAGCGGCUGGGCGCGGGGCGGCGCGACUCGGCGGCGCAGAUCACGUCGGUGUCGCCGCCCACCGAGACGCAGGAGACGUCGCCGCCCACGACGGCGGGCCGGCGCCGGCGCUCCUCGCUGGCCCAGCUGACCGACAUCCUGCGCGAGUGGGGCGGCGGCAGCUCGCACGGAUCCCGCUCGCUGAGAGGCUCCAGCCACAAGGACCCGCUCACCAGUCGGCGGGAGACGCUGGCGGACCUGGCCAAGUCGCUGCCCUGGGGGCGGUCCUCCACGACGACGUCGGCGCCGCCCCCGGAGACGCACACCUCGUCAGGCUUCGGCUUCCGCAAGAGGCGCGAGUCCUCGGCGGACGCCACGCUCACUGGCCGCAAGCGCAGGGAUUCCUCCGCCAUCUCUGACCUCAGGUCUGACCUGGCGCGGCUGUGGUCCUCUCGGCGGGACUCGAGCGCCACAUCCGGAGCGACCAUCAUCACUGCCAGGGACCCCGCUCAGCGGCGCGGCUCUGGGGAGUCGUCCAGGAGCGGCGGGCGCCGCGACUCCACCACUGUGGUCGCCUCCUCUGGCUCCAGGAGGGGCUCUGGCGAGUCUGCGCGCUCGCACCACCACCACCGGCAGAGGAGGGACUCCAGGACGGCGCUGCCCGUCACCGAGGCGGGCCAGCAGCCCAAGUACUACCGGCAGGAGCAGCGGCCGUCGACGUCGUCCACGGCGUCGGACUCGGGGCCGUCCAUGGCGGUGCCCGCGCCACCUCCGUCCUCCUCCGCCGCCGGCACCUCCACCACCACGGCGGACGUGUACUACAAGAGCCGGCGUGACUCGCGGUCGCACGCGUCGCCGGAGCGGCGCUCGUCGGGCAAGGAGUCGUCGGGCAAGUUCCCGCGGCUGCCGCGCCAGUCGACGGCCAUCGACGAGAGCUCGCUGCCGCCGGGCGUCGGCGGCGGCGGCGGGCGGCGCGGCUCGCAGCCCACGCUGUCGCCAGACCUGCAGCCCGCGUCCGACGACGGCGGCGGGGGGCCUCCGGGCCCGGGGGCGGGGCGCAAGGCGCGCCGCGACUCGCUCAGCCCCGACUCCGCCUCCUACAGCCGCGGCCGCCGAGACUCGCGCACGCACCUCUCCCCGGACAGGGACCGCGAGGUGUCGCCGGUGGGGCGCACGCGGCGCGGCCGGCUGCGGCGGCAGUCGACGUCGAUCACGGGCGGCCCGCUGUCGCGCGCGGGCUCGGUGUGCCCGCCGCCGCCGCGCUCGCCCGACUCCUGCUCGUCCACCUGCUCCUCCAGGGACCCCUCGCCCUGCGCCCGCGAGCGCGCCGGAAGCUCGGCCGGGCCCAUCGCGCACGCGCCCGCCAUCCGCCGCCAGUCCACCACCGAGGAGAUCCUCAUCGCCAGGGGGUUCCGGCGGCAGUCCACCACUGAGGAGAUGAUCCGAUGCCGCAACUUCCGGCGCCAGAGCUCGCAGUCUGCGGAGGAGUGCACGCGCUCCCGCGGCCGUCGCGACUCGUCGGCGCAGAUCAUCGACGGCACCUUCGCCACCAUGACCGUCGAGACGAGCAGCACCUUCUUCGACUCCAGCACGCAGACCGGUGAGUAG